Messenger RNA from Lodderomyces parapsilosis, 1707 nucleotides. It is a transcript of the gene PEL1, whose product is annotated as CDP-diacylglycerol--glycerol-3-phosphate 3-phosphatidyltransferase. Gene Ontology annotation, biological process: cardiolipin biosynthetic process. Gene Ontology annotation, cellular component: mitochondrion. Lineage: Eukaryota; Fungi; Ascomycota; Pichiomycetes; Serinales; Debaryomycetaceae. The transcript has a single exon. Gene Ontology annotation, molecular function: CDP-diacylglycerol-glycerol-3-phosphate 3-phosphatidyltransferase activity. The coding region runs from base 1 to 1707 and encodes 568 amino acids. The record is from RefSeq and is a predicted model, not a curated record.
AUGCUUUCAUCAAUUUAUAGUUAUUUUUUCAACAACAACUCAUCAUCAUUAUCACUAGACUCAGGUUCGCAACAGCAACAGCUGAGAUCUUAUGCCACAAACAACCCAAAUGUGUCAUUGGACUAUGUCAACACUUUUCAUCCUAGAUUAGUCACUAUCUUCCACCAAUUAGAUGCCAUUGCUCCUAGAUUCUUGUUGAAUAAAGGCGACAUUGAAAUCUUGUCAGAACCAGCUCAAUUUUAUCAGACUUUGAAAACCAAGAUAUCGCAAGCUAAACAGAGGGUGUACUUGUCGUCAUUAUACAUUGGCAAAACUCAAUACGAGUUAGUUGAAUGUAUUGAUGAUGCGUUGGCCAAAAAUCAGGAUUUAAAAGUCUACUUGUUGACUGAUGUCUUGCGUGCAACUAGAGAAGCACCUCAUCAUCCAUCUUCAGCAUCUUUGUUGGCUCCAUUAGAACAAAAAUACGGUAAACAUCGAGUAGAUAUUCGAAUGUAUCAUACGCCAAACUUGACAGGAUUAACCAAAAAAUUAGCUCCCAAGAGAUUAGAUGAAGGAUGGGGUGUGCAGCAUAUGAAGUUGUAUGGGUUUGAUGAUGAAAUUAUCCUUUCUGGAGCUAAUUUGUCAGAAGAUUACUUCACCAAUAGGCAAGAUCGAUACUAUUUGUUCAAAAGUAAACUGAUAACGGAUUACUAUUUCCGUCUUCAUCAAGCAAUUGCAUCAAUUUCAUAUCAAAUUCGUCAUACAACUCAAUUGAAACAAGGCUUUAAAUUGGUUUGGCCUACAACCAAUGCAUCUUGCGAACCACAUAUAAACACUCAUCGAUUCCUUAGUGAUGCUUCGCACCUAUUACUGCCUAUAUUGAAACAACACGAAUUAACUUCAUUUGAUGAGUUUAAGGAUCAUGAAAAUUUUGACACUAUUGUGUACCCUGUAUCACAAUUUACGCCAUUGUUUCUUCCAAAUCAAGACUUGUCAACGGAAAAACCAGCAAUUUUACGAUUACUAUCGUACAUUGACUCGCCAAAGAUUAGAUGGUGGUUUACUGCUGGUUAUUUCAAUAUGUUGCCACAAAUCCAGGAUCGAUUAAUCAACAGUAGUGCUCAAGGUUCUGUGAUCACUGCGUCACCAAAAGCCAACUCAUUUUAUAAAUCGUCAGGAUUAUCCUACUACUUACCUGAAGCAUAUCUCCUUUUUGCAAAAAGGUUUCUUGAACAAGUGAAAAAACUAGGCAAGGAAACAUUGAUCACCGUGUACGAAUGGCAAAAUGGUGUAGUCAAUACACCAGGCGGAUGGACUUAUCACGCAAAGGGAUUAUGGCUCACCGUUCCUGAAGAAGAAGAUCCUAGUAUUACCGUAAUCGGCUCAUCAAAUUACACCAAGAGAGCAUAUAGUUGUGAUUUGGAAAGUAAUGCCAUCAUCAUCACAAAGGAUGAUGAAUUGAAGCAGGCGAUGAAGCACGAGAUUGAUCACUUAAUGGAGCAUGUGUCAGAAUUGACUGUGGAUGAUUUCCAACCAAAACCACUACUGAUGGAUGCAACACAGAGUGGAGUUGUAAUUCAAGAUAUACCAGAUGAGAAGCUUGGUGGUAGAGAUGAAGACCUGGAAAAAAGAGAUAAACCUCAUCACCCGAAAUAUGCUAUUGAUGAAGAUAGAAGGAUCAGUUAUAGAGUACACUUGGCUGUGAAACUACUUGGUGGGAAAUUAUAA